Molecule: messenger RNA, 3348 nt
Organism: Camarhynchus parvulus
Lineage: Eukaryota; Metazoa; Chordata; Aves; Passeriformes; Thraupidae
Gene: CREBZF
Product: CREB/ATF bZIP transcription factor
Exons: 4
Coding region: 74-964 (296 amino acids)
Source: RefSeq, a predicted model, not a curated record
AGCGCCGGGCCGCAGCCUCGCGCCGCCCGCUGCCCUCAGGCUCCGUCCCGGCCCGCCGGGCCCCGCUCCCGCCAUGCGCCACAGCCUCACGCAGCUGCUGGCGGCCUCGGCCGGCGGGGACAGCCCCUCGGGCGCCGUCCGGCCGCUGGCCGGAGCGGGGCAGGCCCCGAGAGGGCGGGAUGGCGGCGGGGAAGGGGACCCAGGCCCCGCGCGGCCCAAACCGCAGCAGAAGGAGGCCGAGGCGCCCGGCGGCCCGCUGGAGAUGUGGGAGCAAGAGGACUGGUUCCCGGGGCUAGAGCUGGGAGACCUGCUGGAGGCGGCCCGGCCGGACUGGGACCUGGACGCGGAGCUGAGCGACUGCUUCUGUGGGGAGGCGGCGCCCGGGCGAAGGAGCGGCGGGGCCGGGAGCCGGCUGAAGGCGGCGGCGGCGGCGCGGUUGAACCGGCUGAAGAAGAAGCAGUAUGUGCUGGGGCUGGAGAGCCGCCUGCAGGGCCUGGCUGCCGAGAACCGGCAGCUGCGGGACCGCAACCGCGGCCUGAGCCGCCGCCUGCGAGAGCUGGAGCGAGAGAGCAGCUACCUGCGGGCUGUGCUGGCGAACCAGAGCGCGCUGGGGCAGCUGCUGAGCCGCCUGGCCGGGACCCGCGCCGGCGGGCUGCAGCUCAGCACCAGCCUCUUCAGGGACACGGGCAGCCCCCGCCGCCAGCAGCAGCACCUCCAGCCCGCCGGCGAGAGCAGCGACCACGACUACGCCCUGCCCAGCUCCCGGCCCCGCGGGCUGGAGGAGGCGGCGGCGGUGACUGAGACGGAGGAGGAGUGGGCGGCCCCCGGCGGGAUCUGCCUGCACGUGGACCGGGAUCAGGUGUCGGUGGAGUUCUGCUCCAUCUGUGCUCGGCGGGCAGCGGCCUCCUUCAAAAUUUUCUCUUUUAGGUGGUUGCCCUGCCAGGCUCCGUUGUGUAGGGGUUAAAGAACAGUCGUUUUCCACCUCGCAACCUGGUAAGGAUCAAUAUAUUCCCAUAAUGUGGUAUCAGACAGCUUGCUUUGCUUAUCCCAGUCUCUUGUAAUGACUGGUUCAGAAAAUUAUUUCUCUGGUCCUUGGCCUACUCUGCCAAAAUGUUUCUAGUUCUGGAUGACAAUUUAUAGUAAAGGUUACAAUCACAUCAGUCUCAUUAGCUGUUUUCCUGUUUUCGUUUCUGAAACAACUACAUUGGCUACAUAGUAGCCAAUAUAGGAGCUACAUUUUGAAUUUUAAAAAACUGCAUUUGAAAUGGAAAUUUCCUAUUAAACCAAGUAUGUGAUGAGUGGAAAAAGAAAAACAUGCUAAUAAGGGGGAUGUGACAUUUACAGUCUUUUAUUACAGGGGACUGUCCCAAAAGUCUAAGUAAAUUGCUUUUUGAAUGAAAAAAAGAAAAGGAAAUUGUGACCUGUUGGUUUAAAAUGCUGUCUAGUGUUAGGGAUGUACAGAACCAUUCAAAAGCCCCUCUCUAGCUUGAUCUAAUUCACAGUUCAGAGUUUUACCUGAUGAAACAGCCUGAGCACUGGUUAAAUCACUGCAGAGGAAUCCUCGCAUAGAGGAGUUACUCUUGCAUGGCCUCUAAGGAGAAUUAGGUUUGAAGAAUCAGUGCAUCGAAGUAACUUACUACUUUACCUUCCCAUAAGUAAAUCCCUGUGCCCGUGCCCAUGCACACUGAAAUUCCUAUGUUACUUCAGAGUAGCUUUAAAUUUUAAAAAUAUUGCAUGUAUAUGCAUGUGCUUAACUCUACUGUAGAGUUCUUAAUUCAGCCUCUUACAGUAUCCAGAAAUCCAUAACCUGAUAUAAUUAAGCACAGCUUGGAGAUGAGCGAAUAUGUGUCUUGAGGCUAAUGAUAUGAAAAAUGCUCCAUAACUGCUCCUGAGAUAGGAGGAAAAAUAGUUUGACAAAAAAAUAGUGUGUGUUUUCUUGUAGUAGUCAGUGUUUCUCCCUAUUACAAAAGAUGGGUUCUUUUUUCAGUUGUAUUAUAAUGUUUAGGUUGUUUAAAUGUAUGUCAGUUGGGGGAAGAAGGAUUGUGAAAAUGAUAAUAUGUAAAGUGAGGUUUCACAAAGAAUACUUUUCUAAAACAGAUUAAUUUAUAAAUUUCUUUUUUUUAAAAAUUAUGCUCUUUAGUGUUUCUGAAAGCCUUAAAUUUUGUGUUUAAGGCUAAGUAGGUGAAAGCAUUUUCUCCCAGUGAUUUGCUUUAUUGGUGCUAGACCCUGUCACGUGUUCAUCAGUAGAAAAGGAGAUUGAUUUUUCUUUGUGAAACAUCACUGUGUGAUAAAGUAUUUGUGUAUUUAGCAUCCUUGUUUUUCUUUAUGCUAAAGUGGAUUCAGCUGUGUUGGGGCAGAAGAGACGGGACCAGCUGCUGGCCACAUUUCCUGCUUUAUUUUAAAAGGUAGUAUAAGAAAUGAGAAUAAAGAGGUAACAGGGCUUUUGCUGUCUUUGAUUAAAAAAAAAGAAUUUGAAUGCUGGGAUUAUUUACUGUCAUCCAAGAUGAUUUUUUUAAAAGGCAAUAGUCUAUCAAACAGGUUUUACUCCACUGUAUGCCAAAUUCCAUCUGUUCAGGGGAUAUUGCCAGCGCAAAAGAGACUUAGUGGGAUAUGUGUGACCUUACACCUCUGUGGUGGCAUCAACAGGGCUGUUCAGAGUUUCAGUCUUAACUUGGGUAACUCUGCUGUAACUGAUGGGUUAUACCAGUGCACAGGAGUCAGAGUUAACCACCAGGACCUGCACUGACUGAUAUGCAAAAUGGAAAUAAUUUAGGUUCAACCUAAUCUCAACCUGCCUAGCUCAAACUUCAUGAAUGUGCUUCAUUUUUCAGUUUAAUGUGCUUGAGGGAAAGAGAAACACUAAUGUAGCAAGCAUGGGAUGUUCCAGUGGCAUUUUUAUGGUUACUUCAGUGUAGGAGUGUUUUUUAAGUUAAUUAAACAUGCAUUCUUUCUUGUCGCAUCACUGCUGAAUGGCAGGGUCAGGGACAGUUCUUCUGGCCUCUGCUGUGAACCUGCACAAUGCCCUGUCGUGACACGACCUGUGGCUGUGUCUGAGAGCAGCUGAUUUUCUGACAUGCAAAAUGAUGUAUUGUGCUACAAGAACAAGGUCAAGUCCCAAGAAAGUCAGUGGCUGCAGGCAUUUCUAGUGCCUACUGAAUCAUAUUUAAACCAAAUAGAAGGGAGGAAGUUAUUUGAAACUAACCAACUGUACUAUCUGUAUGGUGUAUUAUUAAUGUAGCUUUUUGAAGUGAAAGCCUUGAAAUGACAUAACUUAAUACUUGAAAAUAUAUUGUAAAUGUUUCUUUGUAAUUAUGUGCCAUUCAGAUAAGAAUACAAUAUCAUAAUAAA